GGCGGGCAAUGAAGCAGAGGGGGAAAGGGGUGGCCGGCUCCCUGGCCAGCCCGGCACUAAGCCGAGGAGGCUGCGGGCGGGCGGGGGCGCUGGCCAGGCGCGAGCGGGCGCCCCCAGCCGGGCCCGCGCCCAGUGCUGCAUGGCGCUGCUCAGCCUGCCUUGCAGAGGGAGCUCGAGUCCCGCUCUGCGCCGCUCCGCGCCGCGCCUCUCACUCCGCAGCGCACACGGCGGCGGCCGGCAGGAGCGGGGCACGCAGCCGCCGCCGCCGCCGCGCCAAGCAGGACGCGGCCGGAGCCGGAUCGCGGAGGUGGGGAGCGGCGAGCCCGCAGCAGGCCCAGCGCCAGGACAAGGCGGCGGCGCUAACGCAGGUCCUAAUGCAGAGAGUGGACUAGAUGAUACAUCUGAGGGAAGGGAGCAGAAGGAGACUCCACUGAUUGGAAGGCAUGAGAUGCAGUGUCCUAGGGAUAGGGGUUCCAGGAGCACCGCUUUCAAGAGAAGGAGACUGGUGGGGGUGGUCGGGGACUCCCUCCUCAGGGGGACUGAGUCAUCUGUCUGCCGUCCCAACCGGGAAACCCGAGAAGUGUGCUGCUUGCCAAGAGCUAGGAUUCACGAUGUGACGGAGAGACUGCUGAGACUCAUCAAACCCUGAGAUUGCCACCUCUUCCUGCUUCUUCACGUGGGCACCAGUGAUACUGCCAAGAAUGACCUUGAGUGGAUCACUGCAGACUAUGUGGCUCUGGAAAGAGAGAUAAAGGAGUUUGAGGCACAAGUGGUGUUCUCGUUUAUCCUCCCUGUGGAAGGAAAAGGCCCAGGUAGAGACCAUCGAAUCAUGGAAGUCAACAAAUGGCUACAUAGGUGGUGUCGGAGAGAAGGCUUUGGAUUCUUUGACCAUGGGAUGGUGUUCCAAGAAGGAGAAGUGCUAGGGAGAGAUGGGCUCCAUCUAACAAAGAGAGGAAAGAGCAUCUUCGCAGGCAGGCUGGCUAACCUAGUGAGGAGGGCUUUAAAUUAGGUUCACCGGGGGAAGGAGAACAAAGCCCUGAGGUAAGUGGGGUACCAGGAGGAAACACGAGCAUGAGAGCACAAGAGGGGAGGACUCCUGCCUCAUACUGAGAAAGCAGGACAAUCAGUGAGUUAUCUUAAGGGCCUAUACACAAAUGCAAGAAGCCUGGGAAACAAGCAGGUAGAACUGAAAGUCCUGGCACAUUCAAGGAAUUAUGAUGUGAUUGGAAUAACGGAGACUUGGUGGGAUAACUCACAUGACUGGAGUUCUGUCAUGGAUGGAUAUAAACUGUUCAGGAAGGACAGGCAGGGCAGAAAACAUGGGGGAGUUGCAUUGUAUGUAAGAGAGCAGUAUGAUUGCUCAGAGCUCCAGUAUGAAACUGCAGAAAAACCUGAGUCUCUGGAUUAAGUUUAGAAGUGUGAGCAACAAGGGUGAUGUCGUGGUGGGAGUCUGCUAUAGACCACCAGACCACAGGGAUGAAGUGAACAAGGCUUUCUUCAGGCAACUAACAGGCCCUGGUUCUCAUGGGGGACCUCAAUCACUCCGAUGAGAUUGCUGUGAGCGCAAUACAGCGGUGCACAGACAAUCCAGGAAGUUUUUGGAAAGUGUAGGGGACAAUUUCCUGGUCCAAGUGCUGGAGGAACCAACUAGGGGCAGAGCUCUUCUUGACCUGCUGCUCACAAACAGGGAAGAAUUAGUAGGGGAAGCAAAAGUGGAUGGGAACCUGGGAGGCAGUGACCAUGAGCUGGUCGAGCUCAGGAUCCUGAUACAAAGAAGAAAGGAGAGCUGCAGAAUAUGGACCCUGGACUUCAGAA
Messenger RNA from Gopherus flavomarginatus (Mexican gopher tortoise), 1815 nucleotides. RefSeq lists its product as uncharacterized. NCBI's taxonomy places the organism in Eukaryota, Metazoa, Chordata, Testudines, Testudinidae. The transcript has 2 exons. The record is from RefSeq and is a predicted model, not a curated record. Bases 9 to 392 code for a protein of 127 amino acids.